Theobroma cacao (cacao) is the source of this 1175-nucleotide messenger RNA. Its product is annotated as Photosystem II reaction center PsbP family protein. Gene Ontology annotation, biological process: photosynthesis. Gene Ontology annotation, cellular component: extrinsic component of membrane; photosystem II oxygen evolving complex; photosystem II. Gene Ontology annotation, molecular function: calcium ion binding. The record is from RefSeq and is a predicted model, not a curated record. Lineage: Eukaryota; Viridiplantae; Streptophyta; Magnoliopsida; Malvales; Malvaceae.
GUUUUAUUUUUUGAGCCACAGAAAAAGAUACUCCAUGGGGUUUGAAAGCCUGGAAUAAGACCCAAUCCAACUCAACCCAACAAAAUGGAUGAAGCAGAUAAAAUAAAAUCCUGGAAAGCUAAAAGGAAUGGCGACUGUUUCUUCGCUGCAUUGCUGCAACAUCUCAUCUUGUUUGAACCAGAAAGGCGUUAUUGUAAGUGCCAGUUCUAUUACUACUAGAAGUAAUAGCAACAGUAGAAAGCAACCCCCGUUCUGCUGCUGCAACAGCUACCGCCCGCAGCAUGAAGAGAAGAAGAAACCAUUUAUCCGCGUUCAGGAAGUAAAAGAAGAUGGGCAUGGACAUGAACACGCAACCAGAAGAAGACAAAUUAUGCUUCAGGGGCCUCUUAUUGCCUUUUCUUUUCCGCAAUUUGUGUCUGCUGCACUCGCGGGGAAAGAACCAGAUGUGCCACAAGAUUUCCGAGCUUAUACUGAUGACGUGAAUAAGUUCAAGAUUUUUAUUCCCCAAGAUUGGCAAGUAGGAGCAGGUGAACCAAAUGGAUUCAAGUCCAUUACAGCUUUCUUCCCAGAGGAAGAAGCUGCAAACUCAAAUGUCAGCGUAGUGAUCACGGGGCUUGGUCCGGAUUUUACUAGAAUGGAAUCUUUUGGCAAAGUUGAAGCCUUUGCAGACACUCUGGUUAGUGGAUUGGACAGGAGCUGGCAAAGGCCCCCAGGUGUGGCAGCAAAACUCAUAGAUUGCAAAGCUGCUAAUGGCUUCUACUAUAUUGAGUACACAUUGCAAAAUCCAGGCGAAAGUCGAAAGCAUUUGUUUUCAGCUAUUGGAAUGGCAUCAAAUGGUUGGUACAACAGACUGUACACUGUGACAGGACAGUUUGUGGAUGACGAGGCAGAGAAAUAUGGUUCCAGAAUUGAGAAGGUAGCUUUAGUCAACAUAAGAUAGAAAGCUAGAAGUUUUUUGCAUCUUCCAGUUGAGAGGAUGGCUGUAUCAUCCUUCAGAUUCAUUUGACACAACAGUUGCUGAUUGAGAUGGCAGUCAUGCUUUUACACAGGAGUGCUGCAGAUCCUCUUUAAGUUGUAAUGCAUGUCAUUUGUUAAGCAGCUACUGAUUGAGACACUUUCCGUGAGGCCUUGUCUCACGUACGAAUUUGAUCAAUAGUAUUUAAAGGCUUUCUGUA